GAGAGUUAGGUCACUGAAAUCAAAUUUUCUUGUAAUAGUGUCCGUCAAACAGUUUUUCAACGAUUUUUAUUGAAAUGUCUCACCAUAGUCUGAAAUCUACGAGCCAUGGAUACUGCGAAGCUAUCUUCUCAACUUCGCCGAGAAAUUCAAACAAAGAAAAUACUAUUCCCGCGAUAAAAGCAAAGAAAAAUUUGCACCCUUCUUUCAUAUCUAAUGAGCCAUCUAUCCCAUCAAAUAAAAGUCAAAGUGCAAAUAAGAAGAUACAGAGUUUUACACAGAGGACACCAUCAAAACGUGAAGUAAUAGACACAUUAGGAUCUUCAAAUAAGUCAUCCAAUGUGGAGCUAUCAUGUUUUAAAUCUGCAAAUCCUGUAAAGCAGGAAAAUCCAGUCUGUAAUAAUAUUACAUCGAAUGAAAAAUUGAAGACUCCUAUCAAAACAAAAUUUAUAAACAGUUUAUCCAGUGAUAAGACUGUCAUGCAAUUUGGGACACCAAAGCAUUCAAGGAUAGCAAACACACCUAGUGUCAAUUCAAAAUAUAAUAUUUUAUCUACCACAAGAACACCAUUGAAACGUUAUUUUAGUGAUCAUGCUUUACCACAAAGCACUCCUGAUUGUUUCAAUACAGUUCACUUAGAAACCCCGUCUCACAAAAUUGAUGAUAUAGUAGUUGCAGAGCAAACAAUAUAUGAAGGUGAAAGCAGUAAUCUCACUGUUGGUAUUCGCAUUAGACCUUUGAAUUCCAAAGAAUCGAAUGAUUCAAAAGUUACAACAGUUGUGCAAGGAAGUGGCCAAAAUGUUACAGUGGAAUGUGAAUCUGCACAUCACACUUUUACAUAUGAUCAUUGCUUUGUUUCUUACAAUGAUCCACUCACACCUGGCCAUGCCAAUCAGGAAGUCGUCUUCCGUAAUAUGGUACUGCCUUUAGUACAAAAUGCAUUCGAGGGUUAUAACGUCUGUUUAUUUGCAUAUGGACAGACAGGAUCUGGAAAGAGUUAUAGCUUAAUGGGCACAGAAUCCACGCAGUUAACCGCGAUACCGUUCGAAGAAAAUGUUGGUAUUAUACCAAGAUUUUGCCAGGAGAUAUUUACACAAGCGUGUGACAAUCCACAAAUUGAGACAACUGUAGAAAUCAGCUAUUUCGAAAUAUACAAUGAAAAAAUUCAUGAUCUUUUGACGAGCACAAAUAACGGGUCAAAAAAGGCUCCUCUCAAAGUAAGGGAGCAUCCUGUCUUUGGUCCUUAUGUUGUAGACUUGAGUCAGCAUUGUGUACAAAAUUACAAAGAUUUACAGGCUUGGCUUAAAGUAGGAAAUUCACAGAGAGCCACAGCCGCAACUGGUAUGAAUGAGAAAAGUUCACGGUCUCACAGUAUUUUUAGUAUUGUAUUAACUCAGACACAUUUGGACAAUCAGUUGGACUGCAAAUCACUUGAUGCCAAUCGUCGCAGCAAAAUUAAUUUGAUUGACUUAGCUGGUAGCGAGAGAUUGAGUCAAACUUCUGCUACUGGUGACAGAUUAAGGGAAGGGGUUUCUAUUAAUAAAUCUUUACUUACAUUGGGGAAGGUAAUUGCGUCACUUACGGAGAACACAAGUAAUCGUAAACAGGGUUUCGUACCGUAUCGUGAAUCAGUAUUAACAUGGCUGCUGAAGGAAAGUUUGGGAGGAAAUUCACGGACGGCAAUGCUGGGGACGAUAUCACCAGCAAAUAUUCAUGUGGAAGAGACUUUAGCGACUCUUCGUUACGCCUGCCAGGCUAGAGCUAUAGUCAAUCGAAUUCGUAUCAAUGAGGAUCCACAUGAUCGGCAAAUUCGCGAAUUAAAAGCUGAAGUUCUACGUUUACGUGGGGUACGCGAGGGAUAUGAAAAGCAACUUGGAGUUGUACCUCGUCGAUUGCUCGAUUGCAUCGAGCCAAUUCGCCCGACAGAGAAGCCCGACAGAGAAGUUAAGCGAAAGCAAAAGGAGAUUGAUGAGCUGAAGGAUCAAUUGAAGAAAACAGAAGAACAACUGGCUGCCACUCAAAUGAGCUGGAGCGAAAAGUUCCAGAAAGCCGAGGAGAAGAAGAGUUCGGAGCUGAAAUAUUUGCGUCGUUGCGGAAUCGCCAUUGAGAUCGAUUUUCACGAAAGAGACAAACAUCCUUGUCUUGUAAAUCUCGCGGCCGAUCCUAUGUUAUCCGGUACGCUUUUGUAUCUCAUACCUCCAGGUUUGGUCCGUGUUGGAAAAAAUAGCGGAUCCGAAGCCAUUUCCAGAAAGCUGGACAUCUUGUUGGACGGGCCUCUUGUUAGAGAGUUGCAUUGUUCCAUUGAAAAUAACGAGGGCAAAUUAAUUUUAACACCGGAAAUGGACGGAGACACGUACGUCAAUGGCCAGAUAGUGACUGGGAAACUUAUGCUCAAACAUGGUGAUCGUUUAGUCAUCGGUGGCAAUCACUAUUUCAAAGUGCUAAAUCCAUAUGAUGAUUCCUGCAAUGUUAAACUUUCCACGCAAGCGAUAGAUUUUGAAUUUGCGCAUCAAGAAAUCCUCCGAAUACAAGAAGAAAAAUUAAGAGCAGAACUGGAGGAAUCGAAGCAAAAAGCGAUAAAGGAACUAGAAAAUGCAAAGCGUGAGGUAGAAUUGCAACUUGGUUCGCAGAAAUCGACGUACGAGCACAAGAUCGAAGUUCUCGGUUCCACUUUGGAAGAACAAAAACACGCACUCGAACAAAUUAAUCGUAGAAAGAAAGAGUUGGAAUUGGAGAAGGAGUUACUGGCCACAGAAGUUGAAACGAAUAAUAAAAUCAAGAAAAUACAACUGGAGCAAAGUCAUGAGAGACUAUCGCCGUACAAAUCAAACUUUCUGCAAGAACUGGAGAGUAUUCUGAAUGAGAAAGCUGCCGAUAUUGAGAGUGCGCUAAAGACGAAACUUGACAAGGAAACGAUAACCGCCGGUGGAAUUAGUCUGCACGAAAUGCAAGUACUCGUCAAAGAAGCGACACAGCGGUGUAAAGAAGCCGGUUUUAAUUACGAGUUUUACCAACAACAAACUAUAGUAAAAAAGAGUUUGCGACCAGUAAUUCGCGUUCGCGAUAAAACGCGUAUGAUGGAAGCUCUGUUGCAACCAAUAGUCUUUCUAAAUUGGGUUCAUCGGUUGAGAAAUUGCGACAUAGAGAGUUCUAUAAAAGAACUGGAAAAUUUCGAUUCUUAUUGGGAGUCUUACGAUGAAACGGAAGUAUUUGAAGACUCCUUGAAUGGCAGUAAAAUUUCGAUAAACAUGACACCUGUGAAGAAGCAACUGAAUGAGAGCAUCCAUCAAUUCUCCAUGGAUACGUCGAUGUUCGAAGCGACGUUCAGUGAUCAAACAUCUGUAACAUACGAUCAACAGGAAGAUGUAAAUGCGUGUCUCGUUCAAAUUGAAGUCGCUGCGAAAACAUUGAAUAAGUUGUGUCAUCGGUAUCAGAAGCUCGACACGAAACCGAUCAUUGAAUCAUUAUCAAAGAUGCAGGAUAUUAUUGAAACUUUAAAAGGUAUCUUUCAGAGCACAGAGUCAAGUGAAUGUGAGGAUACAAGUGGAACUUCGAUAAACAGCGCCAACAAUACUGUUAUCGACAUGACAAUCGACAUAAAGAAUAUUUUUCAAAGUAAAGACAAGACAAGCGAAUGCGAAGAAAGGCAUGAAACUUCGAUGAACAACGUUAGCAAUGUCAAUAACGAAGUUAAACCAUUAAAAAUGGAAAAUUUUAAAAAUUCGGCCAGUCGUAAUAUGUCACCGAAGAAGCCUAGUAUACAUGACAAUGUGUUAGAUGCGAAAACCAGAAGUGCUCAAAAGAACGUGAAGUUUUUUAAUAAAACCAAUCGUUAAUAAAUCUCACAGAACAAUAAAGCAAUAAUUAUUUAAAAUAAUCAUUAUUUUUAAGUAAACUUGCGCUAUUAUCGUUUUAAAGAUAUUUUACAAAAAAACGCAUUGUAAUGAUAUUAUAAUAAUGAUACAUAUCAUAUCACAGUUUUAGACUUAGAAAACAUUUCAUUAAUUUAUACGUUUUAAUGUAUCUUAAUGUGUUUUAAAUAAUUUAUUAGAAAUGCAUUUUGAAUUUUCACCGUUAUUUAUAAUUUUAUCUUUUCCAUUUAACUUUUUAAUUUUGCCUAUGUUAAAACACGACUUCUUUUUGUAUAAUCAAAUUAAGAGGCUUAGUACAAAAUUUACACAUAAUAUAUAUUUUAAAAAUAUGUUAGAUUAGAGAUGUCACAAUUUAAGAAUAUUAAGUGAAAUAUAUUUUGUAUAUUAUCUAUGUAAGCUCAGUUAGCUAUACACUGUCGCAUAUGCCAAUGAUUAAAGUAAGAGUUUCCAAUUCUUAUUUUUAAAGUUUUAAUUUUCUCAUAUUUAAAAUUAAAGAUUUAAUUUAAAAUCUAAUGUUAUU
Molecule: messenger RNA, 4389 nt
Organism: Linepithema humile (Argentine ant)
Lineage: Eukaryota; Metazoa; Arthropoda; Insecta; Hymenoptera; Formicidae
Gene: neb
Product: nebbish
Biological process (GO): microtubule-based movement
Molecular function (GO): microtubule motor activity; microtubule binding; ATP binding
Source: RefSeq, a predicted model, not a curated record